Messenger RNA from Meloidogyne enterolobii, 1171 nucleotides. The record is from the annotation of a GenBank genome assembly. NCBI's taxonomy places the organism in Eukaryota, Metazoa, Nematoda, Chromadorea, Rhabditida, Meloidogynidae.
UUCUCUCCGUUAUGCGUGGAUUUAUGGCUUUGCUGAUGGGAACUGAUGGGAAAUUCCAAUUACCUAGUCCAAAUUUGGCACGAAACUUAAUGGUUUUUUUCACUAAGGCGAAUUGGGCGCAGCCAAAUCAUAAAUGUAUUUUUAAUAUCACAUUCAAUAUUUUUUAGUAGGUGACAAUUUAGUUUAUUCUCGAUUAACUCUAAAAUAUUUUUAUUUUUUCAUAUAAUCCAUCCAAAUGUCGUUCAAAGGGAUUACCGGUGGUACUUUUAAACUUUUGGAUAAUUAUGAGAUUCCGCUUAUUGGGCUCGGAACUUAUGCAUUAUGGAAUCAAGAAGAGGUAGAUCGAGCUGUUGAUGCAGCUCUAGCAACUGGUUAUCGUUUAUUUGAUACUGCCAAUUUUUACAAUAAUGAAAAAGAAUUGGGAAUUGCUUUUAAGAAAUUUCUUCCCAAAUAUAAUCUCAAACGUGAAAAUAUUUUUAUCACCACAAAAGCAAAUAUCCGGUCUCCAAAUGUUGAGGAAAAUGCUCGAAAAAUGGUCCAAAAUUCUUUGGAUUGUUUAAAAUGUGGUUACAUUGAUCUUCAAUUAGUUCAUUAUCCGAAGGAUUGGGGAACUUCUGACAAAAAUCCAGAAAAUUCGGAUCAUCGAAUGAGAAUUUAUCGAGUUUUUGAAGAAUAUAAGGAUUCUGGUUAUAUCCGCUCUAUUGGUGUUUCAAACUUUGAAGGCCGUCAUAUCGAUGAACUUUGGGAUAAUGUUAAAUACCGACCUGUCCUAAAUCAAUGUGAAUUCCAUCCACAUUUAACUAGACCUGAACUUGUUGAAUAUUGCCAUAAUAAAGGAAUUUUCUUUCAAGUUUUGAAAUUUUGUUUAUUAAUUUUAAAAUCUAUUAAGGCGCACACUCCACUUGCUUCUCGAUCAAAAUCACUCUUUACAGAUCCUGUUAUUGUUUCUAUUGCAAAAAGACUUGACGCAGAUAUUUCGCACAUUAUCCUCUCUUUUGCUUAUCAACAAAAAAUUGGAAUUAUUCCAAAGUCUGGGAAUGUUUCAAGAAUUAAAUUAAAUAUUUCAUUUUUGGAUAUUGCUUCAAAAUUAACUGAAGAAGAUAUUAUUUUGUUAAAAAAAUUAAAUAAAAAUCAUCGUUAUUCUGAUUGUGAUGGAUGGAAUGUUAGAUGA